Molecule: messenger RNA, 915 nt
Organism: Eucalyptus grandis
Lineage: Eukaryota; Viridiplantae; Streptophyta; Magnoliopsida; Myrtales; Myrtaceae
Product: serine/arginine repetitive matrix protein 1-like
Exons: 2
Coding region: 1-915 (304 amino acids)
Source: RefSeq, a predicted model, not a curated record
AUGAAGCGGAAAUUUCAGUUCCCGAUCUGCAGUCAUGGGGAUGGCCGCAAACUUCUCGCUUUGAGUCUGCCGAAGAUGACGCCAGCAACUACCUGUGCUCGUGUGGAGGAAAAGGAGAGGCAGACGGCACCACAGAAAGGAGGGACGCGAGAGUGGACAGAGGAAAAAAAAAAAAAAAAAGGAGAAGAGGAGGGGUCUUCUUCUGGGGCCACCGGGCUCGCCGUCGCGGCUGCCGACGCCAGCAGCCGAAGCUCCGCCCAGCUCUGCCACGCCUGUUGCCGCGCCGCGACUCCUGCAACCUGCAGCCCGAGCCCCCUCGCCACGCCACCGUCGCUCCCGCGACGCCAGCAGCCCGAGCCUCCUCGUCGCGCCACCGCUGCUCCUGCAACCUGCUCGUCCCCUGCAGCUCGAAGCGGCGACGCCACGCUGCUGAUCCACGAGGUCGUCAGAACCCGGAACGGAGGGAGAGCAGAGGGCAAACCGAGGGAGAGAGGGAACCGGAGGCAAGGCUUCGAGGAAGCAACACGCCACCAAGGCCGCCCGCAAGUCCGCCUCGGCCACCGGCAGCGUCAAGAAGCCCCGACCGAGCAGAACCGCCGCUGCUCACCGAGCCGCCGCCCUCCGACCUCGACUGCUGCAACGCCUGGGCUCGACGCCGUAGCUGCCCAUCUUCGCCGUCGUCCGCCGCUGCACACUCCCAUCGCUGCUGUAUCAGGUGAGAGCUUCUUUGUCGCCGUCCCUUUUUCCGAGAAGCCAGCAGCCGCCAGACGAGUCGUCGCCGCCGCUUUCCCCACCCGGAACCCUAGCCGCCGUCCGCCGCGUCGCCGCCGCCGAACCACUGCCCUGCGACGUUCCAGACGACCCCCCGGCGCCCCGGAUCGCCGGACUCGAGGGUCCCAGAAUUUGGGUCCGUGA